Penicillium cataractarum is the source of this 1764-nucleotide messenger RNA. RefSeq lists its product as uncharacterized. The record is from RefSeq and is a predicted model, not a curated record. The coding region runs from base 1 to 1764 and encodes 587 amino acids. NCBI's taxonomy places the organism in Eukaryota, Fungi, Ascomycota, Eurotiomycetes, Eurotiales, Aspergillaceae. The transcript is spliced from 3 exons.
AUGGGUAAAGGGCUCGCCAGAUUGAUUGGCUCGGGCAUUGGCUUCACUUCUGAAGCAAUCCAUGCCGCCCGUCGCCAAAAUACAGACUCUACAUCUACCUCCAACUCCGAGACCCCUCGCUCUCUUCCUGGUACGGAGAAGGAGGAUGACCAGUACGUCGUUGCCGAUAGCGAGCGACCCGACGCCUUCCUCGACCGCGAGAUCACAAAGCGAUCCAACGAAUCGAAGGUCCCGGGGUACUCGGAGCUUCCAGUCGACGACCAAACCCAAGAAUUUGCCGAAGAACAGCGAGAGAGCCAUAAUGACUACGUAGAUGGAGAAGAAAACGGCCCAGCCUACUCCAAGGGCGAUGUAGAGCGCUCAAUGGACGAAGAUGAGGCCGCCUGGCAGCUGGAUGAGGCCGCUGAGCAGUGGGGAUUGCCGGCGUAUGAGGAAGAUGAAUAUUUUUCUGGUGAUUCUGCUACUCAGAUGAACCACGAGGUAAAUCCUGAGAGUGAGCACGCUCCAAUGACUGAGAAUGACUUCGAGGAAACCAAGGAGAAGAAGCGAGAUGCCAUGGUUCGCGCCCUUGUACAGAUGGCUGGACCACCUGGACCGGUGCGACGGCUCCCUUGUCCUGUUAUCAUCCCUCAGAGGAGACCUGGCGCGAAGAAGCGUGGAUUCGUGCGUGCAUAUGCGCCUGUGCUGGCCGAUUGUGGUAUCAGCCAAGACGUCUUCGUGAAGUUCAUUAGUGACUUUCACAAAGCUAGUCAGGCAUCCUUAUGGCUUCAGGUCAUCGUUGUCGCUGCCAACGUAACCGGAUUCUCCCCUUCAUUGACUGUCGCGUUAACAGCAGCUGCCAUUCAAAUCGUAGCCGAAACAGCUAUGCAAUUCCAAAUCCGCCACCGCACCAACAGCUACCUCGACAAGGUGAACCAAGAGUUGUUCAUACCCCGUGGCCAAUAUGCUAUGGUUAUGAAAUUCAAAGAACGUAAUCUUAGCCAAAAGCAGGAAUCUUCGGGUUCAUUCUCUGAUAUGCUUGGCGGGCUUUUCUCCACCGAGAAGGUCGAUGUUAGCCAGUCAGGUGUGAAGUCCGAGGUUGAUCCAGCAUCGACCCAGCCUACCACAAGUAAUAUAUUGGAGUUCAAUGCAGCCGCGACAAUCUCAAAGUUCACUCAUAGCGAGGAGCACCCGGAGAUGAAUGCGUGGACAAAAAAAAUGAAACACUAUCGGGAUGUCAGCGGUAGGACUCAUGGUGCGCUCGAGCUUCCAGAGUGCGCACCUCUGAUCUUCCCAGACAUUGAUCGAGCUGCGAUGCGGGUGAGAGAGGGGGAAGGAGCCCAAGUCGAAGUUCCAAAGUGGGAGGACUUGGCUGAUCACAAAGGAUCUGCUUUAGCGGUUUCCGAGUCCGGAAGAAAGGCCUUUAAGUCAAGAUACAAUGAUCCCAGCCACCCAGCAAACAACGGCAAGCUCCUCUCGGCACUUACCGGCGGAUUGUAUAAUCCUAAGCCUGGUCUAAUCGAGCGAGCUGGAAUGGCCAUCAAAGAAUCGCAAGAUAAGAAGCGAGCUGCGCAAGGACUGCCGCCUAGUGAGCCCUGGAAGGAUAAGUUGCGAAGGAAGAAGAAGGAGCAGACUGGGCGGCUUAAGAUCCUCCAGGAGGAUGUGAUCUAUCUGAUGAUUGUCAACAUGCCUACGGAGGAAGAGCUCAAGGAGUCAGUUGCGGAGCUGAGGCAUCUCAUGGAGACUGAGGGGCGGACUCUUCCACCCGGACACUCUCGACGGUAA